Messenger RNA from Didymodactylos carnosus, 495 nucleotides. The record is from the annotation of a GenBank genome assembly. Lineage: Eukaryota; Metazoa; Rotifera; Eurotatoria; Philodinida; Philodinidae.
AUGUCGCAUGAAAAGAAUAUCAGGAAAAAGCCCAAACGUUUUCCGGUAUCACCUAACUCAGUUUCACAGUAUUUAAAUUUUUUAGGCGAUGGUAUUACAAUUAAUGGGGCAGCUGGUAUUUUUGUUGCUAGCAGUUCAGGAAAUCUCUAUGUAGUUGAUAAUAAUAAUAAUCGUGUGCUACGAUGGUCACCGGGCGCAAAUCCUAGUACCGGUGGUGUACUUGUGGCUUCUGAUACUCUGAAUGGUCCACUUGCUGUUGUAGUUACUGCAAACGAACAAACACUGUUUGUAGCUGAUAGCAAUAGCAAUUCUGUUAAAAAGUUUACCCUUGGUACUAACAGCGCUACGAUAUUCGCUGGGAAUGGAACAGUAGGUUCUGGCCCUUACCAGUUAAAUGGUCCAACAGGCUUAGCUUUGGAUUCAACUGAGCAAUAUUUAUACGUAGUCGAUGGGAACAAUAACCGAAUCCAGAGAUUUUUUAUUCCAAGCUGUUAA